This is a messenger RNA of Populus trichocarpa (black cottonwood), 3130 nucleotides long. RefSeq names its product E4 SUMO-protein ligase PIAL1. The transcript is spliced from 16 exons. Gene Ontology annotation, molecular function: SUMO ligase activity; zinc ion binding. The record is from RefSeq and is a predicted model, not a curated record. Bases 93 to 2834 code for a protein of 913 amino acids. NCBI's taxonomy places the organism in Eukaryota, Viridiplantae, Streptophyta, Magnoliopsida, Malpighiales, Salicaceae. Gene Ontology annotation, biological process: protein sumoylation.
GCUUCUACUGCUCUAUAAAAAAAAUCCCUCAAAAACAGCAUAACCGUCCGUACCUUCGCACGGAGAGAGAUAAGGGGCGCGCGUGAAAUAUAAUGGUCGGAAUGAUGGCCGGAACGAUGAUGCCGCCACCUCAAGUAGCGGAGGGGGUGACGAUCAGAGCGGCAGGGCAGCAGAUGUCGGCGUCGCUAGCGAACUCGUUCAGAGUUCAUGCUGUAGCGGAGCGAUUAUCUUUGCAUAUACAACCUGGCUUUGACAGUAACCCUACGGAAUUCUUUGGCCUUUGCCUCUCUCUUGCUCGAGGGAUUGAUUUUGCAGUUGCGAACAAUGAGACUCUGCUGAAAGCUCAAGAAUUACCUUUUUUAUUGAAACAAGUUUGCCAACGUAAAAAUGAUGUUUUCUUGCAAGCAGCUAUUAUGGUUCUGAUGGCUUCCGUUAAGAAUGCUUGCAUGGUUGGAUGGUUUCAAGAGAAAGAAACUCAAGAACUCGUUACUCUUGCCACCGAGAUAGGGAAAGUCUUUUGCACUCCUGGAGAUAUUAAUGCUGGGACAACUGAUUCUCUUUCCAUUAUCCCAACAAUCAUGUCCAGGUUCUAUCCACUAAUGAAGAUGGGUCAGAUAAUUGUUUCUCUAGAAGUCAAGCCUGGGUUUGGUGCACACGUGAUUGAUUUUCAUAUUUCAAAGACGACAAGAAAUUCGACCGAGGACAAAAUAUGGUUAUUUGUAGCACAGACAGAUAAUACGGAGACAUCUACCUGUAUUGUAACUCCGCAAGAAGUGAACUUUCUUUUAAACGGAAAGGGAGUAGAGAGGAGAACUAAUGUUAUAAUGGAUACUGGACCACAGAUGCCAACCAACGUUACUGGAAUGCUUAAAUAUGGAACAAAUCUUCUUCAAGCUGUUGGCCAGUUUAAGGGCCAUUAUGUUAUAGCUGUCGCCUUCAUGAGUGUGGAACCAAAACCUGAAACUCCUGUCCUACAAGAUUACGUUCACCCUUGUGCAGCUGAACUAGAUCCAGAUUCUGACAUAAUUGAGGGACCAUCACGUAUCUCUCUUAAUUGUCCCAUAAGCUACACACGAAUCAGAACUCCUGUCAAAGGGCAUUCAUGCAGACAUCUUCAGUGUUUUGAUUUUAGUAACUUCGUUGAUAUAAAUACAAGAAGACCAUCUUGGCGCUGUCCACAUUGUAAUCAGCAUGUCUGCUACACAGAUAUUCGAGUUGAUCAAAACAUGGUUAAGGUUCUGAGAGAAGUGGGAGACCAUUGCAGUGAUGUGAUUAUCUCCGCUGAUGGAUCAUUGAAGGCCAUCUCAGAAAGUGACAAUAAAGUAGAUCAGACACAAGAAAGGACUUUGCAUUGUGAGAAGGGCAUGCCGGAGCAGGUAGAAUCUAUGACUUCCACGAGAGCCCUUCCCAUGGUUAUGGAUCUCACAGUAGAUGAUGAUGAGAUAAAUGGCGAGGACAAUAUUGAUGCUGAAGACAGGAAACCUUUUCUGGCUACUCUUCAAAACCAUCCUGUCGAUACUAAUCCAAUUCCAACCAUGCCAUCACAAUUGAUUAAUGCAAAUGCACCUAGUCGAAACUUUUCUACUCUAGCGGAUGAAUUUUGGUCCAGUCCUUACUGGUCCAGUUCUGCAUCAGAUGCACAGAUGGUGAAUGGCUUCUCUGAGCCCUCUACUACCACUUUUAUGACAUCUCCUGUGAUAACUGAUUCUGUUUCUCCUGCACUUAACUGUGAUGUUGGGGGUUACGGGAAUACCACCACCUCCUCAGUGAUGCAUAAUCAGCUAUCUGCUUCAAUUUAUUUACAGUCACUGCAGCAAAACUUUGUGAAUUCAGUUGCCAAUGGUGAGUAUGGUACAUUGCCACCAAUAUAUCAUGUCGACAGGUCUCCAAUAGCAGUUCAGGCCCUCCCAGCUCGACCUCAAACACCAGCUCCACAACAAAGAUCAAGAACUCCAAAUCCUGCAAUUUCCAGUGGGGCCUCCCUUUCUUCUCAUGGUACUCUACCAGAAGCUGCAAAUGGUCUUAGCCCAGUCUCUGGUAAUAUGGACAGGCAGCAGCAAUUUGCAAGAUCCCUUAACACGAAUUCAUCUUCUUCGCAGAACUGGAAUAUGCAAGACCAUCCAUUUAUGCAUGGUCAAUCAGCUCAACAACAGGCUGUUACCCUCCCUAGUUCGAGUCAAUUGGCUGGUGCUCACAGAGCAUCCUCACCCAACUUACUAUAUCAGCAACCUCUUCGAGUGCCCCAAUCAAGGAGCCACUCUCCAAAUGUAGUCCGAUCAUCUUUGCCUCUGGCACCAGCUCAAACCCAGCAAGGGGCUGCACAAGUUGGGGUUGGAAACUCAGCAGGUGCUACAAAUAGCCAACAAAGUAGGUUGAUGGUUGCUGCUCAGCUUGCUGCCCAGAGGGCUAGACAGCCACCUUCAGUGCCAGUUCAAAUUCAAACAUCCGGAGCAGGGGCAUCAUAUCUUACUAGUGCUGAUGGGAUUAGAGCGCCAGCAACUGAGCAGAGAGGGAAUGCUGGAGGAGCAUUGCCAGCAGUUUCUGGCACCGAGGGUCUGGUGGAUUUGGCAUCAGAACAGAAUUGGCGACCAACAGGUCGAAUGCGUGGAAGUCUCUCAGGUCGAGCUUAUUCUGCUGCUCUUAAAGAGUUCAUGGUUCAGCCUACCCAACAAACUCAAACCCCAAGACCACCACCAAACUUACCCCCAUCUCAAUCUAGUAUGCCACCUCACCUGCAGUUUCUCUUUGCAAGAAAUGCCCAAGUUCCACAGGCACAGAGUAGUCCUGUGACUGGAUCUGCCAUUUCAAAUGGAAGCUCCAGUAUUCUACCAUAAAAUUAUCCACUGAUUUGCUAACUUAAGAUGUAUAUGAAGCGUAUGGCUGAGUUUUGCUUCACACAGUUGUUCUGUAUUAGGGCCUCGUAGAAAUCUGAACUCCACGUGCGUGGAUUCAGGAUUGAACUUAGUUUCUAGUGGGGUUUUAUAUUGUUAAGUCAAACUUAACUAAUUUAGGAUCCUCCUAGGAUUGUAAGACCAUGUUUAAUGAUAUUACCUUAACACUCCAAAAGAAUUUGGGAUUUUUUAUGGAAUGUUUAUAUGAAUAGGGAAAGUAUAUUAAUGUGUUUUUUUAA